CCAUAUUCGGGCACUUUUACCUAAAUUCGGAUGGCCAAGACCCCCAGAGUUGAACAUGCAUCUAGUUGCCAUUGUGCUCAACGUUGGCAUCUCCACUAUCCAGUCUAUAUACUGCUUGGCUCUAGACACUUGCAGUAACAAUUGCAAUCUUUGCACUAACGGUUUUGUCCGCAAUAAUGCAACAUCGACCUGGAACUGCUUGUCUAAAAACACAGUGGAAAAGAUAGAGCCCAAUCAGUGGUUCCUAUGGGCAGAUAUUGCUUCCUGUACUUCAUUGCAGCCCAACGACAACGUAGACGAUUGCUGAGCUCUCUGUGGUAUCUGAGUUGCGAAGAAGUAGCUCUGUUGAUAGAAAUACUCCAUUUCAGGUCACCUGAGCAGUAGGCGACGCUCGUCCGUUUAUAUAUAACUUUUUCGACCAAG
This is a messenger RNA of Mytilinidion resinicola, 423 nucleotides long. RefSeq lists its product as uncharacterized. NCBI's taxonomy places the organism in Eukaryota, Fungi, Ascomycota, Dothideomycetes, Mytilinidiales, Mytilinidiaceae. The coding region runs from base 56 to 307 and encodes 83 amino acids. The record is from RefSeq and is a predicted model, not a curated record. The transcript has a single exon.